AUGGAGUCCAAAGACGAUCCGGAGACCGAGCCUUACCGCUCCAAGUACCGGGCCCGGGAGCUCCUGCGGGAGGUGCGGGCUCUGCUGGGGGCGGAGGAGGAGAGCGGGGAGCGGCAGGAUGACGGAGCACAGGAUGAGGAUACACAGGGGAUCCUGGCUGCACGCCGGGCCGUCAUUGAAUUCCGCCUGGGGGUGAACCACACCGAGACCGAGGAGAUGUCUGCCGGGGAGGAGCACCUAGUGAAGGGGACCCGCUUCCUGGAGAAACACCGCCUGUCACAUGACUGUGUCUCCACCUACAUCCAGGCUCAGAAUAAUCUUGGAAUUCUCUGGGCUGAGAGAGGGGAGAUCAUGAUUGGACAGAGAUACCUGGAAUCUGCUGAGUCUUUGUACUGUCAGUAUAUGAAAAAAAUUGGCAAGCCCCCAGUGGAUCCAGAUGAACAUUUUACACCUGAGGAGCAGAAACUCACUGACCAGGAAAGAUCAAAGAGGUUUGAGCGUGUGUACACCCAUACAAUGUACUAUCUAGCGCAAGUCUACAAACAUUUGAAGCAGGAUGAGAAGGCGGCUCAGUACUGUCAUACAACACUGCAGAGGCAGCUGGAAUAUGAUGGCUACAACCCAGUGGAAUGGGGCAAUCAAUGCAGCCACUUUAUCACAGUACUAUCUGGGAAAGCAAUGCUACAUGGAAUCCAGGCACUGUCUUGCUGCUGCAAAUGUUAUCUUUAGCAAAGCUGGACAGACUCCUUCCCCUGAAGCUGCUCAAGAAGAUGAAGCUGAACAGGAGCGCCUUGAUCAACUCAGACAAAAAAAAAAGCUGAAAUAGCCAGAUGCUGGGUGAAAUAUUGUAUCAAUUUAUUGCAGGAUGCACGUAAAAAACUUGAGGACAGCAUAGGUGAACUUGAUGUUGAGCUUCAAGAAGAACUUAAAGCUAAACGUAGAAAAGAAGAAGAUGAGAAGGAGAAGGGCAGGAAGAAGGCUGUCCUAUUUGGAUCAAGUGACAUAUAUGACUCCAUUUUAGCUGUUGAAGAAAAAGUUGAAUGCUCUCUUCCUCUAGACUUCAAAGAAGCCAGGGAGGUUUUUCUAGUGGGGCAAAAUUAUAUAAACGAAGCCAAAGAAUACUUUCAGCUGGACGGACAUGUUACAGAUCACAUUGAAGUUAUCCAGGACCACAGUGUUCUGUUUAAGGUUCUGGCUUUCUUUGAGGAAGACUAUGAGCGGCGUUGUAAAAUGCACAAACGUAGGAUAGAUAUGUUGGAACCACUAUGUAAGGAGCUAAACCCACAGUUCUAUCUCCUAAUUUGUAGACAGCUUCAGUUUGAGUUGGCUGACACAUAUUAUGAGAUGAUGGAUUUAAAAGUAGCAAUUGGUAAUAAGCUAGAUGAGAUGGACUCUAGAUGGACUCACACAAUCAAAAAAAUCAACAGCCUGGCACAAUCUGCAAUCAAAUUUUAUGAGAUGUUUUUGGAUUCGCUACGAAGCCCAGAUAAGAAGUUCCCUGAGAAGCUCCAAGAGGAUGUUCUCCGUCCUGCUUUGGUAGCCAAAUUCCACAUUGCACGCCUCUAUGGAAAGCUAAUUUCCAGUGAUCCUAAGAAACAACUGGAGAACAUGCAAACGUCUCUAAAUUACUAUACAUUCCUAGUAGAUUACUGUGCAAUUGAUGAGGAAGCUGUGAAAUCAGUGGAAACCGAGUUGGAACUUACUAAGGAAAUGGUGGCUCUUCUUCCUGCAAGAAUGGAAAGGUUACAAGUGCAGUUGACCACCUUUGCUUAA
Messenger RNA from Staurois parvus, 1773 nucleotides. The record is from the annotation of a GenBank genome assembly. Lineage: Eukaryota; Metazoa; Chordata; Amphibia; Anura; Ranidae.